Messenger RNA from Paramuricea clavata, 399 nucleotides. The record is from the annotation of a GenBank genome assembly. Lineage: Eukaryota; Metazoa; Cnidaria; Anthozoa; Malacalcyonacea; Plexauridae.
AUGAUCAAGCAAAAUAAAGGCAAUGAUAAAAAAGCAGGUCUGCUUUUGAAAUUUGAGAAGUUCCAGCAACUGAAAGAAAAAGAUUUGAAGGAAAGUGCCUCUAUUCCCACUAUCAGAAUAGAUUAUUCAGUAGAACAUACCAAUAGCAUCCAGUCAACCUCUAUAAGGUCUUUCCCUAAGCUAAAGAUCAUUCAACCAGCGAUUAGUACACAGGUGAUAAAAGAACAGUCUAAAAUAUAUGGCAGGUUCAAGGAUCAUGCCAAACUCUCAAGCUGGCAAGUAGCUGUAAAUGAUGCAGCAUUUGUAAUAACACAAGAAGCACCACACAAGAUGUAUGACUGUGCUCAGUUGAAAUUGGCUGCUGAGGAAAAAGCAUGCAAAUCCUACAUAUUCAAAUGA